UAAAGUACUGGACCUUACAAUGAAAAAACCAUAGUGGAUUCAUGGUAACUGGGCGAAAAAAAGUCUAACAGAAGAAAAAGCUACCAUAUGUUCGUGUAUAUAUAUAUAUAUUUCGGCUCCACUUUCCCCUUGUCUCCUACUUGAGUCUUUUCUCCCUCUACUUCAGCUUUCCAUUGUUUCCUUGGACUUUGCUAUAAGCAAGUUAAUCUCAUCUUGUUGGCCUGGCCUUGUAAUCAUAGGUUGAUAUGGGACUUUGCUUAGGAUCUCUCGCUCAUGAGCCUGAUCCUACCACCACCACUUCACCACCUACUCCAGGGACAUCAAGCAGCAAGAACAUAGAAUCAUCAGCAACAAGCAGCAGUACCGGGAAGAGUCAAUUUUCAGGAGUAAGUGGAAGCGCGGACGAGUCAUAUCCUAAUGGCAAAAUCUUGGAGACACCCAACUUGAAAGAAUUCAGCUUUUUGGAUUUAAAGACCGCGACUAAGAAUUUCAAGACGGAUUCUUUGUUGGGAGAGGGAGGCUUUGGGAAAGUUUUCAAGGGUUGGAUGGAUGGGAAGACGCUCACGCCCUCUAAGUUUGGCACUGGCAUGGUGGUUGCUAUCAAGAAAUUGAAAUCAGAAAGCAUGCAAGGUUUCCAAGAGUGGCAGUCAGAGGUAAAUUUUCUUGGAAGACUAUCUCAUCCAAACCUGGUCAGACUAUUUGGAUACUGUUGGGAGGAUAAAGAGCUGCUCCUUGUGUAUGAAUUCAUGCAGAGGGGAAGUCUGGAGAAUCAUCUUUUUAGAAGGAGUCCUAACAUUGAGCCGCUUUCUUGGGACAUACGGCUCAAAAUAGCCAUUGGCGCAGCACGGGGCCUGGCUUUCCUACACACUUCAGAAAAGAAAGUCAUAUACAGAGAUUUCAAGGCCUCAAAUAUACUGCUUGAUGGGAACUACAAUGCAAAAAUAUCAGAUUUUGGCUUGGCAAAAUUGGGACCUUCUGGUGGUGAAUCACAUGUGACAACCAGGAUUAUGGGCACAUAUGGUUAUGCUGCUCCAGAAUAUAUAGCAACGGGUCAUUUGUACGUGAAGAGUGAUGUGUAUGGCUUUGGUGUGGUGCUGCUUGAGUUGCUAACAGGGUUACGAGCACUUGAUACGAAAAGGCCUAAUGGGCAGCAAUCUCUGGUUGAAUGGCUUAAGCCAUCUCUUUCUAAUAAAAGAAAGUUGAAAUCCAUAAUGGAUACGAGGAUGGAGGGCCAAUACUCACCAGUGGCAGCAUCACAGGCAACAGAACUCGCUCUGAAAUGCCUGGCACCAGAACCUAAAAGCCGCCCAUCCAUGAAAGAAGUGGCGGCAGCUUUGGAGCGUAUUGAAGCAACAAAGGGAAAACCAAAGGCAAAGGAGUCCAGAAUCGACUCUACUGCUGCAGCUCAUGGCCAACAACCUAUUCAUCGUCGUUCUCCCUUUCAUGCCGGUCACCAUGGUGCUGGAAUUUGAUACAAACAGAUAUUCACAUAAAAGCAACGUGUAGUAGUCUGGUUUUUUCAUUCUUUGGAUUCAACAAAUUUUGUAUGUAACUCACCAUCUAUCUCGAUCUCUUCAAUGGGUGUAAUUCUGUUGUAAUACUCUAUUAAAACACUGAAUACAGUAAAAAUUGUAAGGCGACUCAA
This is a messenger RNA of Juglans microcarpa x Juglans regia, 1645 nucleotides long. RefSeq names its product probable serine/threonine-protein kinase PIX13. The transcript is spliced from 6 exons. The record is from RefSeq and is a predicted model, not a curated record. Lineage: Eukaryota; Viridiplantae; Streptophyta; Magnoliopsida; Fagales; Juglandaceae. The coding region runs from base 246 to 1472 and encodes 408 amino acids. Gene Ontology annotation, biological process: protein phosphorylation. Gene Ontology annotation, molecular function: protein kinase activity; ATP binding.